AUGAAAGAAGAUCUUAAUAACGUUAUUGAUUUUGAUGGUGUAAAUAAAGGAAAAAUUCCUGCCGAUUCAUUUAUUAUUGCUAUGAAAAGGUUUAUUCAAAGAAUAUUACAAGCUGAAAGUGAAAAAGAAACUCAUAGACUAGUUGAUUAUAUGAUUGAUAUGUCUCUUAACCUUUGGCCCAGUAAUAAUGAUAUAGAAGAGGUUUUGAAUCAAUUGUUUCCCCAGAAUCUUUUAGUAUCCAAUUCUUUAGCAGCUUAUGAAUACGUAUUACAGAAAAAGAAAUCCAUGGGUAAUAAACCUAUUGCGAUAAAUACUUUUAAUUCGCAAACGAUCGCAUCUUCUAGUUUGGAUAUUAAAUCAAGUCCAUCUCGAUCUAUUCAUUCUUCAAGAAAAGGAAAGAAAGUUGAUAGAAGUAAAUUUGAUGCUAUGUAA
Molecule: messenger RNA, 432 nt
Organism: Funneliformis geosporum
Lineage: Eukaryota; Fungi; Glomeromycota; Glomeromycetes; Glomerales; Glomeraceae
Source: the annotation of a GenBank genome assembly